Messenger RNA from Salmo salar (Atlantic salmon), 4041 nucleotides. NCBI's taxonomy places the organism in Eukaryota, Metazoa, Chordata, Actinopteri, Salmoniformes, Salmonidae. The record is from RefSeq and is a predicted model, not a curated record.
CGCAUGCUUGUCCGCGCGUGUUUGUUGCAACCAAUAGCCAACUGAAGAAGAGAGAGUUGCUUCACAGACAGACUAAUGACACUCGCGGUGUAUUGUUCGCUUCACCGGUUUCUCUCCUGGAUCCCUGUAGCCCACCAGCUGGUCUGUAUCGUAAUCCCGGGGACAGUGUCUGCUUUGACAGAGAUUUCGGGAAGACCACCUAUAGGCCUAUAGACUCGUUUCAUUCCGUUGAAGAGGUCUGAAAAACGCAGCCAGCAAGAGACGACGGGGCAUGUUGCCACACAGCUAAUAUCAACACAAUAGACCGAUAAAUAGUGUGACGGCGAAAGUGAGAUGUUCACUCACUGACACACAAAACAACACAAGGAACUGUACUAUUUUACGAACGGCAUCUCGGAGUCUCAAGAGACAAGAAACCAGCGGCGGAUGUCAGGUGUUUCUGAGCUGCUGUGUUAGUGUGAUGGACCACCAACAGUUUGAUGGAGGCCAUGUGUCAGAGAGCUGUGACUCACCUGGUAACGGGGACUCCUGGCCCCCACCUGCCAAACUGUCCCGCCUGGAGCUGAAUGGUGGCAUGGGCCCCCCAGGGCCAUACCAGGGCAGGACGAGACAGGGGAGCCCAGGGGCCAGAGCCCCCACCCCGGCCCCCAUAUCCACGAUACCGGCACCACAACCUAAGAACUGGCAUAAGAGAGGGAGCCUGCUGCCUGUGCUGUGUGUGGUGGAGCACAGAGAGAACCCAGUCUCGGCAGUGGAGGCUGAGAGGCGAGAGGAGCAUGCAGAGUUUGUACUGGUCAGGAGAGACCUGCUGUUUAACCAGCUGAUAGAGAUGGCUCUACUGACCCUGGGCUACUCUCAUAGCUCAGCAGCACAGGCAAAAGGUUUGAUCCAGGUGGGUAGGUGGAACCCUGUCCCUCUGUCCUGUGUGACUGAUGCUCCUGAUGCCACAGUGUCUGACAUGCUGCAGGACCUCUACCAUGUCACCACCCUCAAGAUCCAGCUCACCAGUUGUCCCAUGUUGGAGGAACUCCCUCCAGAACAGUGGAGUCACUCUACAGUGAGAAACGCCCUGAAGGAGCUACUGAGAGACAUGAACCAGAGCUCACUGGCCAAAGAGUGCCCUCUGUCGCAGAGUAUGAUCUCCUCCAUUGUAAACAGCACCUACUACGCAAACGUGUCGGCCACCAAGUGCCACGAGUUUGGCCGCUGGUACAAGCACUUCAGGAAGACCAAAGGCGUCAUGGGUAAGAUUACAGAGAUUGAUAGCGUCUCUGACCAAUCCCAACCGGGCUCCACCCAUCUGACCUUUACCCAUCAACCAAUACCAGGCAACACAGCCGAACAGGCCGACUCCUCGCCCCUCGUCUUCCCUCAUGGGGGAGCCGCCCAUAUUUCUGGCCGUGGCUGCCUGGCCCCAAGUCUCCGCCCCCCAGGGCUGGUGACCGCCCCCCUCAGCCCCCAGCUAGUCAACCCCCAACAGAUUGUCAUGGCCCAGUUCCUCAACCAGCAGUAUGCAGUUACCCGUAUGUUAUCCCAGCAGAGCCUAUCUGUAUCUGUCUCCACCUCCCCCCACCAGUUCCUCAACCACCCCUCUGUGGGGAGGCCUCCCACCUCUCUGGCCCUAGCCAAGGCCCUCGACCCCCAGCCCCAGGCUGGACCACCAGGACCCGGGUCUGGGUCCCAGAGCCAGGUGUGUGGACCAUCAGACAUCUACUGUGAGAUCUACCAGUGGGUGAGAGAGGAGCUGAAGAGAGCAGGCAUCUCCCAGGCUGUGUUUGCCCGUGUGGCCUUCAACAGGACCCAGGGCCUGCUGUCUGAGAUCCUGCGUAAAGAGGAGGAUCCUAAGAGUGCGUCUCAGUCUCUCCUGGUGAACCUGCGGUCCAUGCAGAGUUUCCUCCAGCUACCUGAGGGCGACCGCGACCGUAUCUACCAGGAGGAGAGGGAGAGGAGUCUGACCACGUCGACCACUAUCACCCAUUCACCCAACAACACGACCCCACCACGCCACACACAGACCAGAAAGGAAGAGGAGAACUUUGUCAAGGCUGAAGAUUGGCACUCCCGGGUUUCCAUAGGCAUCCCUAUAGCGAGGCUGUCCCCAGUAGCAGUAAUAAACAGAGGGGUGAAGAGCGAGGGAUGUGUUCUUAACAUCAACGGUUCCAUCUAUGAGGAGAUCCAACAGGAGAUGAAGAGAGCCAAGGUUUCUCAGGCCAUGUUUGCCAAGAUGGCCGCCUCCAAAAGUCAGGGCUGGCUGUGUGAGCUGCUGCGCUGGAAGGAGGAUCCAUCCCCAGAGAACCGGACCCUGUGGGAGAACCUGUGUAUGAUCAGGCGCUUCCUGAGUCUGGCCCAGACGGAACGAGAUGCCAUCUACGAACAGGAGAGCAACGCUCUGCAGCAACACUGUACAGACAGACUGAUACAGCUAGUCAACGACAACACACUGCUCCAACGCCACUCCCCAUUGCCACAGCAACAUCAUCAACGACUGCUGACCCCUCGGUCCCAGCAGCCCUUGCAGCCCCAGGCAGGGCCUCGCCUGCCUCCACGACAACCGUCCACAGCAUCACCAGCCGAGACUGAGGGGGGUGGGGGCCAACUGAAGACCUGGUUGGGGGGUAGUAAGGUUGAUGGGAGGGUAGACAUUACUGGCCUGGGCAAUAGGAGUAGGGCUGGGUGUAGUAGUGACAAGGAAGGGUGCGCGGGAGGUUGGUCGGGGGCCAGACAGAGUAACGGGGAGGGCAAUGGCGGGCGUAAUGGUGAGGGGUGUGAGGGGUUUCGGGUGUCCCGGGAGGCGCAGGGUAUCCUGCAGAGCUUCAUCCAGGACGUGGGUCUGAACCCAGACGAGGAGGCUGUCCACACCCUGUCAGCCCAGCUGGGCCUGCCCAAACACACCAUCCUCAGCUUCUUCCACACCCAGCACCACAGCUACACACACCAGAACCAUAGACGGGACUACAGUGAGAUCCACCACAACCAACUUCCCAGCCAGAACCACAAGGACCAGGACCUGCUCUUCUGUAUUGCAGCAGGCCCAACCCAGCCUGACAGAACUACAGGGGAGAAGGAAGAGGGAGGUGCCGUAGAUCCCGCUGGACAGAUAGAUGGAGAGGAGGAGGAGGACAUGGAGGGGGAAGAGGAAGUAGAGUGGGAGGGGGGGAAAGAGUUGGAUGUGAGCACCCAAACUAACGCCGUCGUCACCCUAAAGGAGGAGGAGCAACAUGACUCUAACCAAUCACAGGCAGAGACAACCCAACCACAUGACUCUGAUGAAUAGCAUGGCCCCAACCACUAGUUGUCCCCUCAAACUCAACUAGAUAUUUUCACAGCGCUACUGCAGAAAAUAAUAUCCCCCUUUUCUGAACAACUGUAGUAAUGAUGUGUCAUAAUAGGCGAUUCCCUUAUUUAUAAUGAAAUAUUGAAAUAAAGGACUGUCUUUGUGAAAAGAAAUUAGAUUAUGUAGUUACACAAGAUAUUUUAACUGUUGAGGAUCCCAUUUUAAACACAUUUUGCCAACAAAUGCCUUGUAGUAUGCGUCACUACCCACCUGGUCCUACGGCUAGCUCAUCCUCUCUGGAUUCUGAUGAUACUGAAAUGUGAAUAUUGAUAAGUUUGUUUUCAUUUCUUUCUCUGUCACCAAACUAUGCUUUCUUAUCUUUCUGUCACAACGUCCACUUUUAGGUGUCUCUUUGACUGACGGUAAAAUCAAUUAUCUUUAAGGUAUUUUAUGGUCAACAAUCAACAUAUUUGAGUGGCUUCCCUCAAAUUGUGUAUGCAAAUUAUUUCACUCAUGCAAUUUAAUACUUCAGUUGGUCAACUGUAGAAGAAAAGGCUAAAAUGCAAAUUAUAUGUGUGUGUAUAACUGCCUUUGAUUUAACCUACCAUCUUUGUAAAAAUGUAUUCGUUUUAAAAUAGUUAAUUCCAUUGAUUUAUGAGUAACUUGAUCGAAGUGGUUGUUUUAAACAUGUUUAAUAAUUUAUCUGUUCAGAAAUGCAAUUAAUGCGGAUGGUAAUUAAUUUUGUAUUUAUACCUGUGAUUUAUGAU